AUGAAAAUAAUACUUUUGAAUGACAAAAAACCAAAACAAUACACAUCUUUCAUCAAAGUCGAUAGCAAUCCCAAGACAGAUAAGAAUGCCAUUGCUGAAGGUUUUAAUCACUUCUUCGUCUUAAUUGUCAAGACAAUCAGUGAAAAAUUAUCUCAAGGAUCGUCUAUAUCUUGCCAGUGACAGCAAUCACCGUUGCUAAGUUCUGAAGCUCCUUUUAGAAACAAAACCUUCGAGCGAAGUCCAGUAAGACCUGAAGUUGUUUACAAUGUUAAAAAAGCUAAAAACGAACAAAGCUACUGGACUAGACAACAUUCCUGCACGCUUGCUUAA
Messenger RNA from Pocillopora meandrina, 330 nucleotides. The record is from the annotation of a GenBank genome assembly. Lineage: Eukaryota; Metazoa; Cnidaria; Anthozoa; Scleractinia; Pocilloporidae.